Molecule: messenger RNA, 2576 nt
Organism: Oncorhynchus tshawytscha (Chinook salmon)
Lineage: Eukaryota; Metazoa; Chordata; Actinopteri; Salmoniformes; Salmonidae
Product: transketolase
Exons: 14
Coding region: 256-2142 (628 amino acids)
Biological process (GO): pentose-phosphate shunt, non-oxidative branch; ribose phosphate biosynthetic process
Cellular component (GO): endoplasmic reticulum membrane; extracellular exosome
Molecular function (GO): transketolase activity; thiamine pyrophosphate binding
Source: RefSeq, a predicted model, not a curated record
GCGUAACUGUUUGGGAUGUAGCAUACUUUGCGCUGCUACAUACGCACCCUACCUCUCUGUGUUCGUUGAGCCCGUGUGCUGUCAAUCUCCUUUUUGCUCUAGAUUAGCCAUAUUCAAUCAUAGGUUUACUAACACGCCCCUCUCUCUGUCAUUCUCUCUGCCUCUAUCCCCCGCACAUAUUUCACAGUCUUGACCCUGAUAUUGUUCGUACAGUAUUUUAUUUUUUAAGUGUAUUUUUGACAGAAUUGCGCACAGAUGGAGGACUAUCACAAACCCGACCAACAGACUCUGCAGGCACUUCGGAACGUAGCCAACCGGCUCAGGAUCAACUCUAUAAAGGCUACAACUGCUGCAUGCAGCGGACACCCCACAUCAUGCUGCAGUGUGGCAGAGAUCAUGUCUGUGCUCUUCUUCCACACCAUGAAGUACCGCCCUGAGGACCCCCGCAACAUCAACAAUGACCGCUUCGUCCUCUCCAAGGGUCAUGCGGCACCGGUGCUGUAUGCAGUGUGGGCUGAGGCAGGCUACCUGAAGGACAGUGAGCUGCUCAACCUCCGUAAGGUCGACUCCAUCCUGGAGGGACAUCCUGUGCCGAAGCAGCAGUUUGUGGAUGUGGCCACCGGCUCUCUUGGACAGGGUCUGGGUGCUGCCUGUGGGAUGGCCUACACUGGGAAAUACUUUGACAAGGCCAGCUACAAUGUGUACUGCCUGCUGGGUGAUGGGGAGAUGUCUGAGGGCUCUGUGUGGGAGGCCAUGUCCUUCGCCUCUUACUACCAGCUGGACAACCUAGUGGCCAUCCUGGACAUCAACCGUCUGGGUCAGAGUGACCCGGCUCCCCUGCAGCACCAUGUGGAGAAGUACCAGAAACGCUGCGAGGCCUUUGGGUGGAAUGCCAUCAUUGUGGACGGGCACAGUGUGGAGGAGCUGACCAAGGUUCUGAGCCAACCCCGUCACCAGCCCACCGCCAUCAUUGCCAAAACCAUCAAGGGCAAGGGAAUCUCAGCUGCAGAGGACAAGAUGGGCUGGCAUGGGAAGCCCCUGCCCAAGGAGAUGGCUGAGGGGGUGAUGAAGGACAUCCAGGCGCGCAUCAUGAACACCACCAAGCGCCUGUACCCCGCUACGCCCACCGAGGACUCACUGCCAGUCAGCCUGCGCAACGUCCGCAUGCCCAAUGCACCCAACUACAAACUCGGAGAGAAGAUUGCCACGCGGAAGGCCUAUGGCAUGGCUCUUGCUAAGCUGGGCCGCUACAACGAGCAUGUUGUGGCUCUGGAUGGAGACACCAAGAACUCAACCUUCUCUGAGCUCUUUAAGAAUGAGCACCCCGAACGCUACGUUGAGUGCUACAUCGCUGAGCAGAACAUGGUGAGCAUUGCGGUGGGCUGCGCCACGCGGGACCGUAACGUGGUGUUCGCCAGCACCUUCGCCACCUUCUUCACACGUGCCUACGACCAGCUCCGCAUGGCUGCCAUCUCUGAGAGCAACAUCAAUCUGUGUGGCUCCCACUGCGGCGUGUCCAUCGGAGAGGAUGGACCUUCUCAGAUGGGCCUUGAAGACAUUGCCAUGUUCAGAGCCAUUCCCACGGCAACUGUUUUCUACCCUAGCGACGGUGUCUCCACUGAGAAAGCUGUGGAGCUGGCUGCUAACACAAAGGGUGUGUGUUUCAUCAGAACCAGUCGCCCAGAGAACAGUGUUCUUUACAACAGCAACGAAGACUUCCAUGUGGGACAGGCAAAGGUUGUGUACAAGACCAACGAUGAUCACGUGACAGUGAUCGGAGCAGGCGUAACCCUACACGAGGCACUGGCAGCUGCUGAAAUGCUGAAGAAAGAGAGGAUCAACAUUCGAGUGAUUGAUCCUUUCACCAUCAAGCCUCUGGACUCCAAGACCAUCAUCGAGCACGCCAAGGCCACCAGGGGCCGCAUAGUCACAGUAGAGGACCACUACUACGAGGGUGGCCUGGGGGAGGCGGUGUGUUCUGCUGUGGUGAAUGAGACCGGCUUCAACGUGCACCGUAUGGCCGUGGCCCACGUCCCCCGCAGCGGCAAACCCACUGAGCUCCUCAAGAUCUUCGGCAUCGACCGUGACGCCAUUGCGCAGGCUGUCCGCAAGAUGCUCAGCAGCUCCGCCAACGCCAAGUAGACCACUACCAGCGCCACUGCAACAUGCCAUUGUCAUGGAAACGUCAACCCGAAAACACUUCUGGCAACCCCCGCUCUCCGAGAAUACGGAGUAUGAAUCAAAGGAUUCGAAAAAAGCAAAUAUGCUAUUUCUGAUAACUGUCAUUGAUGUGGUUUUGACCCUUGAUCCAUUGAGUUGGCCCCUUGUAAGUUCAGUACUCCACUCCCCCACAAUCGACCCCAUCCUAGAGAAAGUCAUGAGUACUGCUGUAGUCUGAGUGAGGUGAACGUUAAAAUAAAAUAAAAAUUGGUCUGAUUCUCUCACAUUUUGAUGCGACACACCCUGUACCGCACGUGAGCGAGUGUGUGAGUGGACAUGGGUCUGGUGUAGAGCACUGUUUUUAGCCCCUCAUCCUGACUGGGACUUCACACCAAUAAAGGAAUGGUUUCUUCACA